Pseudocercospora fijiensis CIRAD86 is the source of this 1277-nucleotide messenger RNA. RefSeq lists its product as uncharacterized. The coding region runs from base 1 to 1254 and encodes 417 amino acids. Gene Ontology annotation, biological process: amino acid transmembrane transport. NCBI's taxonomy places the organism in Eukaryota, Fungi, Ascomycota, Dothideomycetes, Mycosphaerellales, Mycosphaerellaceae. Gene Ontology annotation, cellular component: vacuolar membrane. Gene Ontology annotation, molecular function: amino acid transmembrane transporter activity. The record is from RefSeq and is a predicted model, not a curated record. The transcript is spliced from 8 exons.
AUGACGGGCUCACUGCAUUCAUAUCUCGCGGACGAGAAAAAUGGCGCGAUCAGCACCUCUCCAGCCGAAGCCGACAUCUUCGCCGGCGAAGUAGAGGAUAUCGACGAAGAGCACGAAGUCUUCAAGAAGAAUGGCGAAGUCAGCUUUCGAACCGUCGGCUGGCCGCGCGCGUCAGUCAUCUUCCUCAAGGUCAUCUUCGCGACCGGUGUCCUUUCCAUCCCAACAGCAAUGGUAUCCCUCGGUGCCGUCGGCGGCUCGCUCAAUGUGAUCGCAUGGAGCGCUUUCAACACAUACGUCGCCAUCAUCUUUGGAGACUUCCGAAACAGACACGCGAGAUGCCAUUCAGUAGCAGACAUGGCUGAAAUAGUCGGAGGCUACUGGGCCAAAGAACUCGUCGGAGCGAUUUUCAUCAUCUGCUACGUGCUUUGCGCUGGAUCUGGAAUUCUCGGUGUUACGGUGGGCUUGAAUGCCUUAUCUCAUCAUGCUGCUUGUACCGUUUGGUGGACUGUCUUGGCAACAGGCGUGAUCAUCGUAUUGAUGGUCGUCGUCAUUGGCGUCACGACUCGAGACAGACCCGCUGCCGCACCGCAGACCGGACCAUACGAACUCGGGUACUUUGCCGUUCCUAGUGGAAUCCCCUUUGCGGCUGGAGUGGCGGUAUACGCUUGUAUGAGUUUGGUCACUGCCGCUUAUCUCGCUUUUUCACUUGUGGUGUACAAGUGGUGUGGAAAGUGGGUGGCGUCCCCGUCGCUCGGAUCUGCUGGGCAGACUGUAAAGAUGGUCGCGUUUGGCGUGGGACUUGUAGGCUUGAUUGUGAGCGGAUGCCUCUACCUACAUGUGUCUUCGAAGUAUCUCUUCGUCCGGAUCCUGGGCAAGACAAGACACUUGCAAGAGAACACUUGGAUUCACUGGGGUACCUGGCUCAGCUGCACCAUCGGCCUCGGCGCGAUAGCGUUCAUCCUCGUAGAGGCGAUUCCGAUUUUCAACUACCUGAUCGCCAUCAUCGGUAGCGUCUGCUUGGCACCGAUUUCCAUCAUUUUGCCGGGAUGGCUCUGGCUAUACGACCACUGGAGCUGGUUGAAAGGCAAUGCUAAGCAGCAGCUCGCGUUCUGGUUCCACGCGUUCUUCCUUCCGUUGGGAGCCUUCUUCACGGUUGCAGGGACGUACGGUGUGAUCAAAAUGAUCAUCGAUGCUUAUGCUUCCGGACUGAUUGGAGGAAUCUUCCAGUGUGCUGAUAACUCGAACUCGUCGUGAUUAGAUUGUAUCGUCGAUUCGGC